AUGUACUGGUCUUUUGACUUGGCUAUCCAAUUAUUGUUCGUGACACCUGAAGUGAUAGCGGAGUAUACAGUGGCAGCACUGCGACGCACCGUCCCACCGGCCGUCCCUGGGAUUGUGUUCCUGUCGGGUGGGCAGAGCGAGGAGGAAGCGACGCUGAACCUGAACGCCAUAAACAAGCUGGAGGUGGUGAAGCCAUGGACUCUGUCCUUCUCAUUUGGACGGGCCCUUCAGCAGAGCACCAUCAAGAAGUGGGCCGGCAAGAAGGAGAACGUUCCGGCGGCCCAGCAGGCAUUCCUGGCAAGGUGCAAAGCCAAUUCGGCGGCUACGCUUGGGAAGUACGCUGGGGGAAAUGCCGAUGCGGCGGCUUCGGAGAGCUUAUAUGUCAAGGGAUACAAAUACUAGUGUGGAUUCCUAUCAUCUUUUUCUUAAAUGUACCUGCUUCUUUGGGAUCUCUCUCUAAUCUCCCCUCUCUUUAACCAUAUUCUCACAUAUUUUGAGCUGUUCAUCUUUGUUUCCAGCUGUUCAUAUAUAACACUUCUGCUCUGAUAUUAAUGUACUGGUCUUUUGACUUGGCUAUCCAA
Molecule: messenger RNA, 581 nt
Organism: Elaeis guineensis (African oil palm)
Lineage: Eukaryota; Viridiplantae; Streptophyta; Magnoliopsida; Arecales; Arecaceae
Source: RefSeq, a predicted model, not a curated record